Molecule: messenger RNA, 2644 nt
Organism: Hypoxylon trugodes
Lineage: Eukaryota; Fungi; Ascomycota; Sordariomycetes; Xylariales; Hypoxylaceae
Exons: 2
Coding region: 381-2417 (678 amino acids)
Molecular function (GO): acyltransferase activity, transferring groups other than amino-acyl groups
Source: RefSeq, a predicted model, not a curated record
GAAUUUCCCCUCCCGACGCUACGCACAGUUCAUCAUCGUCAUUUCGAUACUUUUAUAUACCUACCCCUGACGAGCCCUCCAAUAGGCAUCGUGGGGCUCCGGAGUUACUAAUCGGCGUGGCGACGGUAACACAGCAUUGACUGACUAAUGAUCUCUGCUAUUUAAUACUUGGUAAGAUUGUUGUGGCUGUCUUCAUUUUAAUUCAUUAUGGAAGAGAAGAAAUGGAAAUGUUCUGGGGAAUGUUUUGUGGUGGAUUAAGGAGAGAAUCAGAUACAAAAUGACAUAAUUUCAUAUAUUAAGUACACUAUUAAUGGGUAUCAUGUCUAGGCUAGGUGACACUAUUCCCAAAGUCCGCGUCGUUGCUCCGGACUUGGAACAAAAUGCCCGCAAUUAUGGAUGACCCGUCCAGCCCGACCAUUUACCGGGUUGUAGGGCAACAUCCGUUUCCGGAUCCUAGUAAGCCGGAAUUACCACCAAAUGUCCUACCUCGCCAAGUGACCCUACGAGAUCGCCAGACUAUUGCGACUGUGGUGCCUUUCGCUUCUCGGGAUCAAGUACCUGCUUCUUUACUGGCCUACCUCUCAGAUCAAUUCGCAAAAGAAAUCGAGGGAGGUGACACCUAUCCCAUGAUAGAUCCCAUGCCUCUUGAGAAGUUUUCUGCCUAUUGGUUUCAGAAUUUCGGUGGUAUUAUGUUGCUUGGCCAAAUCGAAAGCGCCGAUGAGGUUGUCGAGGGCAAGGAUUGGUCGAAAGAAUGCCUUGGUAGCUUUUACAUCAAGCCUAAUUACCCUGGCCGUAGUAGCCACGUCUGUAAUGGUGGUUUUUUGGUCACGGAUGCUUCCCGUAAUCGUGGUGUAGGUCGGCUUAUGGGCGAGAGUUAUCUCGACUGGGCGCCGAAGCUUGGUUACACAUAUUCGGUUUUCAACCUCGUAUACGAGACAAACGUCGCUUCGUGCAAGAUCUGGGACGCACUCGGUUUUAAGCGCAUCGGUCGCGUUAAGGGUUGUGGUAACCUCAAAUCGUAUCCAGAUCGGUUGAUCGACGCCAUCAUUUACGGGCGGGACCUAGGACCCGGCGAAGCUGGCAACGGCGAGCCCCUUCUCGUGAGUGAAGAGCGUUUCGACAAGAUCAAAUUCUAUCUCAAAUACGGGCGAUAUCCAAAUGGAUCUGACCGUGCCGAGAAAAGCAGGCUCCGGAGCGCGGCAACCCACUAUAAGCUACUCGAUAACGAUGUUCUCAUGCUCAAAGACAAGGAAGUCAUCAGUGAUCCUAUACGACAAAUGGAUAUUUCGCGCCGCCUGCACGAAAUUGGUAGCCAUGCUGGAAUCAAUAAGACCACAGCCACUAUUGCCGAGAAAUAUCACUGGAGUCGUAUCAAGGAGACAGUGUCAGAUGUAAUUAGGACUUGUGACCAGUGCAAGGAAGCAACCAAGCCACCCUCUGUCCAGAAUCCCCCUAAUCUCAGGCGGCCUAAUGUGAAUCCCAACCCCGCUGCGGUCGUUGUAAACCCCAUGCCUUCGAGGAUGACACCCGAUACAGCUCCUAUACCCGAAAACAUUGAUGCGACCGACAGGGUAUUCGACCUACAAACACCUACGCAUAGUGAUCUACCACCUCUAGUCAAUCCUGCGAACCCAUACGCCCAUCCCGGUGAUAUAACAUCCUUAUUGAACCCUCCUAUGCACACGCCAAGCGACGCUGGUCUACCACCUCAUCAUCCUCUAAUGCAAAGCCAACUACAUCACGAUUCUGCCGCAACUCUCGCUUCACUACAUGAAGCUGUGGAUAUGUACCAUCCUAUAGAUCCACAGAUUAUAUCACAAUCCGCACAUCAUCACCAAUCACUGACCCAUCAUAGCCACCACCACCCCAAUCCAUUCAAUUCCUUCCAUACCAGCGACACAAUGCCUCACUCUAGUCCCCAUUCGUCCCAUACCUCGCUUCCAGGACAUGAACCUUAUAGCCCUCAUACACACUUCCAUCCCCAGACUCAUCAUCCCCAUCAUCAUCCACUACCACCCCACCAUGACCCUGAUUCCUUCCAAGCUUUACUUAAUGAUACCGAUAGUAUCGAUGGAGACAGCCACACCUCAAUCUCCACCGCCCAACUUCAAAGUCAUCAUCACCCUCAUCAUCACCACUUACAUAUACCAGAUAGCCACCACGAAGAACCACCCGAUCAUGACCAAGAAGCUAUGGCCCGCGACUUAGACAUGUUAAUCGAACAGAGUUCUUCCGAGUCGGAAAUGGAUAUCGACGAUGUAAUACGUGACGACAAUUAUGAUGACGACCCGAAUCCGAAUAAUGGAGACGCUACUGGCGAUAAGACUGUCGAGGGUGAUGAUAUAUUAGAAGACUCGGCAGGCGGCAACACGAUCAAGCGCAGUAGUAUCUAUAAUGUUGUGUUCAACUCGCCUUGAUAACGACUGAAUGGCUCUACUUUCACUACGCUCAUAUACAUCAUUUCGCUUUUACUCGUUUACCUUGGAUACCCAUACGGCUGUUUUGCAUUCAGGGGAUUAGAACUAAAAAUGUCGAUAUUUCAGGAGCCACUUUGGUACAUAGAGGACAUCAAAAUUCUUAUAUUAGACACAAUAAUGUCAAAUGAGUAUAAUGUCAACACAAUUUAAAUCACAGAGAAUUGAUU